AGAGAGAGAGAGAGAGAGAGACAGGAGGGCUCUCAACUACAUCUGGAAUUUAUUGGGAACAGAGAGAGAGAGAGAGAGAGAGCAUGAAGAAUGAAAGAUCAACAGUAUAAUACGGAAUAACAGUGGAAUACGAAGCAGACAUCUGCUCUCAUAAUGGAAGUCUAGGAAUCUUUUAGACAUUAGGAAUCUCACUUAUAAACCAAAGAGAGGAACUCCGUCUCAUGUGGAAUUUUAAAGAGAGCUGAAGGAGGGAACCAGUCCAGGAUAGAGCCGAGGAACCGAAGAGCACCAGAACCUCAACUCUGAACAAACUCAUCCUCUGGCAGCUGGUGAAGACCAACGGCGACGAUCCGGACCGAAACCCCUCGGGAAAUUCCUAAAGGAUUCCUGGAAAAGGUCUGAGUUCCUGUCUGCAACCCCCCCCAAACCCCCACCUCCUCCUCGUCCUCCAGCAGGAUGGGUGUGUCCCGGGGCUGUCUGUGCUGCGUCAAAUACCUCAUGUUCAUCUUCAACCUCAUCUUCUGGCUGGGUGGGUGUGGCCUGUUUGGAGUAGGGGUGUGGCUUUCCAUCCGCCAGUCUGAGAUUUCGUACCUCCCGCUGUCCUUCCCGUCGCUCUCUGCGGCCAACCUGCUGCUGGUUGCCGGGGGCGUUACCAUGGUGACGGGGUUCCUGGGCUGUCUGGGCUCUCUGAAGGAGCAGCGGUGUCUGCUGAUGACGUUUUUUGUGAUCCUCCUCCUUCUGUUCCUGACCGAAGCAGCGCUCAUCCUCAUGCUGGGGCUCUUCCACAAAGAGAUCGACGAAAAAGCGAAAGAGGACUUGAUAAACGAAAUGAUGAAAUACGACAACAACACCGAGCUAAAAAAGUCCUGGGACAACAUGCAGAGGAUCUUUAAAUGCUGCGGCGUGAACAACCACACUGACUGGAACCGCUGGACUAAUCAGCGACCGCACCCUGAGUCCUGCUGCAGAAAGGACACAAACCCAUGUUACCGCUGGGAGGAGCCGUGUUAUAAGAAGGCGAAGGCGUUGGUCCUGGACAACAUCACCUGGGUCCUGGGUUUCGGAGUGUGUCUCGUCAUUGUGCAGAUCCUGGCUCUGGCCUUCUCCAUGCUGAUGUACUGCCAGAUCCUCCGAGUGGAAAAGUACACGGACUGAUCCUGCGGUUUAAUAACAGAAAAGAAAAUUCCACCCCAUCAGCACUCCAAACUCCACAAACUGUGUUUUAUUCAUUUAGAUCUACGUCCAAGAGGUUUCUCAGCUGAACUUUCUUACCUGUGCGUGAAGUAUAUUAACAUCGGUGUCCAUGCAGAUGUAAAAGUCUGUGAAGGGCAGGUGAAGUGGUUCACUCUGAUACUGCACAUUUUAAUCAUUAAUAAUCUGCGUGUACUGAUCACAUUUAAGACUUUGAUUUUUCCGAGAGCGAUGAUGGAGAGGAGGUGAAAGAUUGUCGAUGCUCUGUAGAUUGCUGUUGUUUUGUUUAAUAAAGUGUUAUCGAAUAUUAA
Clarias gariepinus (North African catfish) is the source of this 1502-nucleotide messenger RNA. RefSeq names its product tetraspanin 4b (gene tspan4b). The record is from RefSeq and is a predicted model, not a curated record. The coding region runs from base 457 to 1155 and encodes 232 amino acids. Gene Ontology annotation, cellular component: membrane. The transcript has 8 exons. Lineage: Eukaryota; Metazoa; Chordata; Actinopteri; Siluriformes; Clariidae.